AAAGGCCAAUGAUCUGAGGAGUCUUUGUCGAAAAGCUGAACUUUGGAAGAAAAUAAUUUUCUUCCUUGCAUUUGGAGAAACGGUGAUAUAAUGACGAAGCUCACCGCAACUACGCCGGCGUCGAUGUCGUUCGCUUUUUUCCUUUUAAUUCUGGUGGUUGCGUCAGGUGGGGCGUCAGCUUCGCGGCUUCUCCGGCUGCCGGGUGCCACUAGCAAAAAGUAUUUGACGAAACAAGAGCACUGGUUCAAUCAAACACUCGACCACUUCUCUCCUUACGAUCAUCGUCAUUUUGGACAACGGUACUAUGAAUAUCUUGAUAACUUUCGGGCCCCUGACGGACCAAUAUUUUUGAAAAUAUGUGGAGAAUCUGCUUGCAGUGGGAUUGCCAAUGACUAUAUCUCUGUUUUGGCAAAGAAGUUUGGAGCGGCUGUGGUUUCACUUGAGCAUCGCUACUAUGGAAAGAGUUCUCCUUUCAAAUCUUUGACCACAAAAGACCUGAGAUUUCUUUCCUCGAAGCAGGCACUGUUUGAUUUGGCUGCUUUCAGACAGUAUUAUCAGGACUCCUUAAAUGCGAAGUUCAACAGACCAAAUAUUGAUAAUUCAUGGUUUGUUUUUGGUGUUUCAUAUGCUGGAGCCCUUAGUGCAUGGUUCCGCCUGAAGUUCCCUCACCUUACUUGUGGGAGCCUUGCAAGUUCCGCAGUUGUCCAAGCUAUUCACAACUUUACAGCAUUCGAUAAGCAGGUUGGUGAAUCUGCAGGUCCAGAAUGUAAACCUGUUUUGCAAGAAAUUACUCGUCUUGUUGAUCAGAGGCUUGGAUCAAAUGCAGAAGCUGUAAAGACAUUAUUUAAUGCAACUGAGCUGAAAAAUGAUGGUGAUUUUCUCUAUUUUCUGGCAGAUGCUGCAGUUGUAGCGAUCCAAUAUGGAAAUCCAGAUAAACUAUGCAUCCCUCUCAUUGAAGCAAAGAAAGCUGGGGCAGACUUGGUGGAAGCAUAUGCUACAUAUGUGAAAGACUAUUAUGUUGGGAGUUUUGGGGCCAGUGUUCAAACAUACAAUCAAGAGCAUUUGAAGAAAACCACAUUAACCGAUGACACGUCUGAUCGCUUGUGGUGGUUCCAAGUCUGUACAGAAGUAGCAUAUUUUCAGGUUGCACCUUCAAAUGAUAGUAUCCGCUCGCUGAGAGUUGAUUCUAGGUACCAUUUGGAUCUCUGCAAAAAUGUCUUUGGGGAAGGUAUCUAUCCUGAUGUUACUGCAACAAAUUUAUACUAUGGAGGCACAAGAAUAGCUGGAUCAAGAAUUAUCUUCACUAAUGGAUCGCAGGAUCCAUGGCGACAUGCAUCCAAACAGACUUCUUCACCUGAGAUGCCGUCAUUCAUCAUAACAUGCCACAAUUGUGGCCAUGGAACUGACUUCCGCGGCUGUCCCCAAUCUCCUUUGGUUCCUGAAGGUGAUAGCGAGAACUGUAGCAGCCCAGACGCAGUUCGUAGAGUAAGGCAACAGAUCGUUCAGACCAUUGACUGGUGGCUGUCUGAAUGCCCCACUAGUCCAGGUAGAAGCUCCAUGUAAUGAAUUAUCAGUUGGUUGAGAUAAGAUAUGAAAUAGCAUACCGUUUAUGACUGAUGGUUGGAACUCUGCUACAAUAUCAGCAGGUGUAUAGUUUGUAUCAGGGGGGAAAAACCAUCUGCACAAGUUCUUAUGUUGUUUAUAUAACACAAUUACUGCGUGAUGUUUUUCAAUGUCCCUUGUAACCUACGAUCAGGGUGUAAACGUUAUCCCCACGAACAUACUAUUGUAAACCUGUGUUAUCAAUUGUCCGGAAAUUCUUACA
This is a messenger RNA of Sesamum indicum (sesame), 1825 nucleotides long. Its product is annotated as putative serine protease EDA2. The record is from RefSeq and is a predicted model, not a curated record. Gene Ontology annotation, molecular function: serine-type exopeptidase activity; dipeptidyl-peptidase activity. Lineage: Eukaryota; Viridiplantae; Streptophyta; Magnoliopsida; Lamiales; Pedaliaceae. Gene Ontology annotation, cellular component: vacuole. Gene Ontology annotation, biological process: proteolysis.